UUCCUAUGAAGAUGACUUCUUAUGCCAAACAAGAAACUCUAUUGCUGCUUCUUCUGAUUCUUAUUUUUCAUGAUGUUUUUCAAGCAGCAGAUUCGGCUUCAUUCGAACUAUAUCCUGCAGGAACCGUCUUUUCCAAUUAUAAAGGUAGAAUGCUAAGAAAGCUGCCACUACGGCCACCGGCACCUAAGCUAAGUGGAAAUCCGCAUUAUAAGUUUUUUGAUCCGCCACCGCCACCACUACCACCACCACCACCGCUACCGCUACAUUUUCAAAUAAGGACAGCUCCAAAUUUACGUGUGGUACGUAAGGGUUCACCACCAGCUCCAAAGCUAAGCAAACCCCGGAAUUUUCGUACUUUUCUUCCACAACCCCCACCACCGCCUCCCCCAAGGCCCCCACCACCGUCGCCAUCACCUCCACCAGUACCACUACCUCCCCCACCAGUGUAUAAACGAUCUUCGAAGUGCAAGUAUUCUCCUCCACCGCAAACAUGAUACUAUAGUUUUGACCUUAUAUAUAUUGCCUCGUUUAGAUUUAUUUAAUUUAAUAAAGAAACUAACGCAAGUUAUUACUAAUAUAAUUAUGUAGUUUGUCUUUGUACGAGAUAUUAAAUUUUUUUUUUUUUCA
Erigeron canadensis is the source of this 627-nucleotide messenger RNA. Its product is annotated as formin-like protein 3. NCBI's taxonomy places the organism in Eukaryota, Viridiplantae, Streptophyta, Magnoliopsida, Asterales, Asteraceae. The record is from RefSeq and is a predicted model, not a curated record. The transcript has 2 exons. Bases 6 to 494 code for a protein of 162 amino acids.